ACUGGCAGUUGUGGGGUUGUCAUCCACGGGGCUAUCACACAAACGGCAUUAUGUUACAGAGCACAACAUGUUUACCACGAUCGAGCAUUGCUUCAACACGAGUGUCACGUUUCUAACAGCGCCCUGUCACUAACGGCGGUGAUGUCUCUGCCUCCAGAGAAAGCUUCCGAGCUGAAGCAGAUUAUUCACGACCAUCUGCUCAAGAUGGACAUCCACGGGAGGAUCCGAGAGGUGCUGGCCGAGACUGUGAGGAACGACCAGGGGGGGGCACAUCGAGCCCUGUCUGAGACGGAUUUCCUCCACGCUCUGCAGCGCCGGGGCAUCAUAGAGGAUGUGAUGAAGGACCUACACUUUACGCAGGAAGGCCCAACCGAUGCAGAAACGGGCUCCCCUCCAAAGCCUGCUACUCACUUUGUGGACAAGAAUAUUACUCUGCUGCAAAAAACUGAUAUUGACCCGUCCAGACGGCACUUAUAUGUCCAAGUGCUUGGAGGAAAGGCCUUUCUGGAGCACCUCCAGGAGCCAGAGCCUUUACCUGGUCAGGUGUGCUCUACGUUGACGCUCUACCUGCACUUCCGCAACCAGAGGUUCCGCUCAAAGCCGGUGCCCUGCGCCUGCGAACCUGACCUGAAGGAGGGUUUCCUCCUCGAGGUCUACAGAGACGGCACAGGCGGGUGCGGCAAAAUGGCAGACGCAACCGCCAUGCUGUCCCUGUGUGACCCGGUUCACUUGGUGCUGAUCAGGACAGACACCUCCGGCGAGACGGCGCUGGUCUCGUCCUACUUCUUGGACUGGAGGGCGGUCCUCGGCUCGCCCAGCGGGAAGACCUGCUUUGCCGUGGAGCUGAUGGGAGUUGGAAGUGAAUGUAAAGUCCCGGCUGGUGUCCUGACCGUCAGUCUGGAGCUCUUCCCUCCUCUCACAGAGACUCUGAGCGCCGCCGUCGUCAGCACACAGCAAUCGCUGGAGAGGCAGAGGACGGCAGAGAAGGAGAGGCUCUUCCUGGUGUAUGCCAAACAGUGGUGGAGGGAGUUCCUUGAGAUACGUCCAUCCAACCAAUCCAAAAUGGUCAAGAUCUUUGCCCAGGACGAGAACGGCGUGAACAGGCCGACGUGUGCGUACGUGCGUGUCCUGCGGGCGGGGCGGCUGCUGGAGAGCCCCCGACAGGCGGCCCGCUUCGUCAGCCUGCUGGCCCACGAGAAGGCCCCGGUGGUGGGAGGAGGAGGCAAGCAGGAGCAGUGGUGCACUUUAAUGGCUUUCCUGUGUAGAGGGAAGGGGGACUGCGAGGACCACGCCGCCCUGCUGUGCAGCCUGCUGCUGGGCUUCGGCCUGGAUGCCUACGUGUGCGUGGGCACCAAAGCCAAGGGAGCGCCGCACACCUGGGUCCUGACCCGCGGCACCGAUGGGAGCAUCACCUUCUGGGAGAGUCUGACGGCACACAGAUACCUGCACCGGGCCAUAGACCCGGACGCCCCCCCCCUGGCCCCCCAGCCCAAACCCUCCUCCCCCUACCGCACUGUGGGCUGCGUCUUCAACCAGCAGAGCUUCCUGGCCAACGGGCAGCCCUCCGACGCUGUGGAGCUUUGCGUCUUUGACUUCCAGAAUCAGUCUCGGUGGAAAGCGAUGAGCGAAGAGGCUCUGAAGUCCGUUUGUGCCCCGGGCUCCACUGCCUCUCUGCCCCCUCUGCCUCCACUCUGUGCCCCGUCUCUGGAUCCAGCUGCUGCCAGCAACCAGCUGGAGCUGGAGAUGCGCUUCCUGGUUUCCGAGCACAGGAAGGACCUGGAACUGGCGACCGUGUGGGACGACCACCUGUCCUACCUGCUCUCCUCGGCGCUGUCGGCCUACGAGCUGGAGCGCUGCACCGGCGUCUCCUGCGGCAACGAGGAGUUCCAGGACGCGGUGAGGAGGGCGGUGCCGGACGGGCACACCUUCAAAGGCUUCCCCAUCCACUUCUUGCACCGCAAUGCGCGCAGAGCCUUUGCCACCUGCCUCAGAUCUGUGUUCUGUGAGGAGAUAGUGUGUUGCCGUGGCGACCACGUGAGGCUCGCGGUCCGCGUCCGCGUGUUUGCCUACCCGGAGAACGCCUGUGCCGUGUGGCUCAUGUUUGCAUGUAAAUACCGCUCUGUGCUCUGACCGUCGCGCCGACGGUGUGGCACAGUGACCCGGACAGGAAGGAGGCCACAGGCCUGGUUCUGGAGCAGCCGGCCCACGAUGAGUUGAAAUACAAAUGGACUCGGUGCCUUCUGCUCAUGUUUGUGGCGUUUGUCUCUCCAUUUGUACAGACAUUUACACAUCAUUUUAUUUAUUUAUCUAUUUUUGUAAAUAAAGGGAACCUUUUUUUAAU
Molecule: messenger RNA, 2341 nt
Organism: Cyclopterus lumpus (lumpfish)
Lineage: Eukaryota; Metazoa; Chordata; Actinopteri; Perciformes; Cyclopteridae
Gene: cep76
Product: centrosomal protein 76
Exons: 13
Coding region: 142-2130 (662 amino acids)
Source: RefSeq, a predicted model, not a curated record